UUACAGUAUGUCAUAUUUGGCCAUUUUGUAUGGAAAACGGCUUUCACUGCUAUUUUUAAGAACACAGCUGUACAUUAUUCACACCAUAAACUGUUAAUUUCCAGUCAAGAAGUGGUUCGCUAGCACCUCAAUGUAAAGCUUCUAAUCAUAUCAUACAAUUUUCCCCAGCACCAGUAACCUACACGGUGAACGCUCGUGGCAAUCGGCGAAUAUGACACUUGGGAUACCUUUUCGAUGCGGAGAAAAGACGACACAAAUCCACCAGUUGGCGAUGCUGCCAGGCAAAGAAGCUUCAGUGUAAGGCUCGGAUAGUCGAGCGAAUCUCCAAGUGGGGCGAGCCAUCAUAUGAACUCGUGCGGUCUGUGCACAAUCAUGGUGUCGUUCCUGGUGACGCGCCGCUGGGAUUAAGCUUCAAAUUUUAAGAAGCAAUGUUACCGAAGUACAAUACGUGUUGAGCGCUCGUGGAGGCUUACAGCUAUGCAUCGAUGGCUUCCGCUAGACACGUGAUCGGAUUAAAGAUAACAAAAUUGUCUACCGUUGCGUGCACUACAAACCGCUAGGAUGCAAAGCACGUGCCCACACCGAUAAGGAUGACCCCAAGGUGAAGAUUAUCGAGAUGGAACACAACCAUCCACUGAAGAUGGACCGCCGGAAAAGUGGAGCCCUGAGACAGCUACUGGAGCAACGCAAGCAGGAAAACCGAGCGACGGGUGGACGUACAAGUCGAAAAAAGUGAUGGCGAUCUGUUUUUCGGCGAUAAUCUAGUACCUCAUGCAGUUUGUAGGGACUUCGUUUGGUAUAUUCAAUUUGAAAGAGCAGUUGAAAUCGGUUGAAUACUGAGAUUUUAUAAGCGUCGAAGCGUCUUCAAUCUGAAAAUCAGGAAUCGGCUGGUAGUUUAUUUGUAAUCAUUUAGUCUUAGAGACGUCUUCAUGGUAGUUUAUUCUGGUUGAUGAAUAAAUCAAUAAGGCAACUAUGAUUAAUAUGUUGAUGUAUGCCUAAGCUUCUGAGACAAAAAAUCAGUUAUUUUAGUACAGGCACAUUUGGCCGUCCUGAAAUAAUCACAUUCACAUUCAAACAAUUGCAGAACUAAGCAUAUCGCCCGUCCCACGACCAGUAAGGACGAUUACUACGAAGCUAUUCCGUGUUCAACAGAGCAAACCGAUUAUUGUCGCUACCGUCGAGGGGUUCGCCUUUCCGUUACAAUCAGAAGAGGAAGUGGACCGUUUGGAGUAUUCCGCUCGAAGAGAUCAGCUCAUUCGUGAUCAAUAUGUAAGCAAUGCGGUGGUCAAGUAAUCUAGUACUUCUAACUGACAUGUUUUCGAUAUUUUCCAACAGGUAGCGUUGUUGCAGGAAGUGAAACCUCACCAUCAGGAUCCAUCUAAUGUUUUUGCAGACCUGUUUUCCGACGAGGCACUUCUCGGGUACAACUAUUACGGGAAAACGAACCGAGCGAAGAAGAAGAAAGCCAUGCGGAAGUAUAUCAUAUUUACCGAUUGUAUGGUUGAUGCAUGGCUUUCGCAUGGGGUUACGGAAGAAAGUUUAAGAAUAUCUAUCGUUAAGGUCAUUGCACGACUUAACCACAAAGUACGUAGCAGAGGAUAUCGAAAAAACCCUUCAAGCGUUGCAACGCAGGAUGGUGCCGAAGUCGGGGAAGAACUUUAUUGAAAGAAGUGUGAAAAUUUUCCAGCGAUGCUAAGAAGUAAUGAUUUGUUAUGGUGCAGGUAGUUCCCAUGGUUAAGAUCAUUCCGUAAAGAACACUGCAGUACUAGAUUGCAACAUCUUGGAAUCGAUAAACGACUCUUGAAUCAAUCUGUUCAUUAAGUUUUAAUUCGCAUUCUACAUAUAUUAGGGAAAACGCCUGCAUUUACUCAACUAUGCUAAUAUUUCUUUUACAAAAUCGUCGACAAUAUUGAACGCCUGGAAAACACCGUCCAUGGAAAAUCAGACAUCUUCAAAAAUAAUUGAAAUUAUUCCCAAAUUUUAGUACUGCGAUGUGAACUUGGAAUAUUUGAAAUGCAAAUGGUGACUGCCAACGUUAGAAUAAAUACCCAAGUAACCACGAGGCACUAUAAUCCACCUGGAAGCGAAUAUAAUGCUAUUAAGGAGCUGACACGCUUUACAUUGGCCGCUUAAUAGUCCUGUGUGCCAAAAGUGGCGAAAUAUAGUGCUAAUGGUUACUAGGGUAUAAUUUUAUUAUUAUAAUAAAACAGUAAACAUUGGACUAAUAUUAUGUUAUAUAUCUACAGAAAUUAUCAGUUGAGCCUCUAAUAUCUAAUUGUAUAAACUUUUUCAACUCCCACAGCGUGCAAGUGUCAUACAUCUAAACCGAAGAAGCAAACUGAGCAAUGGUUCACUGUCGAUGCGUUCCAGUACGUAGAGAAUCGCAAGGGUAAUCUCAAUCUUUUCUACCAAGGAUACGAGUAUUUACGGAGACGUGUUGCCGACCAAGCAACCAUGUGGGAAUGUAACAAGAAGAGAACCUGCGGGGCACGAGCCGUAACCCGAAACGGCAAUCAAAUCAAGCUUAACAAGUUUCAACACAAUCAUCCGCAUUCGCGGCUGGCACGUGGUCCGGUUAUUGUACCCGCCGUUAAUCCGGUGCCGAUCAUGUACAAGGACGAGCCUCUGGAUUUGAAUGCUCUUGACGAGGCGAUUUCGUAGAGUGCUUAGUAACAGUUAUAUCUGUCAAAGCAUGCUGUAUUAUUAUAAUCUAGUACUUUCUAAAUUUGGGCUAACAACAAACAAAUAGUUAACUACAAACAAAUAAAUCAAACAUUCCGUCUGAAAUCUAGUACUUCAUUUCAACCAAUACACCAACCUUUGAGAACGUCACUAAUCAAUUUCAUGAUUUUCUUUCCAGAUUUCUACGUUCGGUACGUGACCGGUUUCAGGGGCAGUCGCAAAUUGAAAGUGGGCGAGUUCAGCUUUACCAAAAACAAGGAGUGUGCAAACAAAACGUACUGGUCCUGCGCCAGGGCCGGCAUGGACAAAUGCAAAGCGCGGGUGCUGACCUAUACGCUGAAAAAUGGCGAAGAGAAUCUGGUGGUACGCUAUCCCACGCAUAAUCACGGGCCGUUCUAGUACUGCACUGUAUGGUAACAUUAGCCAAUGGAAGCAAGCAUUUAGAUUAUGGAAUCAAACUGAUUUAGCACAACAUAUUUGCUUGAAGGAUUCCUGUGGCUGGUAGAACGAUGAUUUCCAUUCUCGAUCAUGAACUAUUAUAUCCAAUCAAUGAUCUUUUUAGCGGAAUAUGAAAACUGGUAUAAUUAACCAUACAUUAAGUUGAAAAAAAAACAGAAAAUUCGAUAAAUGCAUUAAGUAAAUAACUAUUUUGUUACUAUUAUUGUUAAAAUAUUAUUAAGUUGACUCGCAU
Messenger RNA from Aedes albopictus (Asian tiger mosquito), 3373 nucleotides. RefSeq lists its product as uncharacterized. The transcript has 6 exons. The coding region runs from base 2845 to 3081 and encodes 78 amino acids. The record is from RefSeq and is a predicted model, not a curated record. NCBI's taxonomy places the organism in Eukaryota, Metazoa, Arthropoda, Insecta, Diptera, Culicidae.